Messenger RNA from Pimephales promelas (fathead minnow), 2478 nucleotides. RefSeq lists its product as uncharacterized. Lineage: Eukaryota; Metazoa; Chordata; Actinopteri; Cypriniformes; Leuciscidae. The record is from RefSeq and is a predicted model, not a curated record. Gene Ontology annotation, biological process: regulation of DNA-templated transcription; circadian rhythm. Gene Ontology annotation, cellular component: nucleus. Gene Ontology annotation, molecular function: DNA-binding transcription factor activity; DNA binding.
UUUGCAUCUGAACUCUUCAUAUGCUAUUUGAAUUGUGAAGUUAGCCCUCAAAAUGAAUAUUGGUCUUCAUCCAGACUGCCAGGCUAUAGCAAUAGAGUAAUCAAUGUGCCAUCUUUGGAGCAUCUAUUAUAAAGCAUCUAAUAUAUUAAAAAUACAUUUAAAUAAAAUGUCAAUCUGUUAUGGGUAGAUAAUGGUGCAUGAGAUAUGUAAUUCAAUAAAAAAAAUUGGUUUAUUUGGUUUUGUUCUAAAUGGAGAGGACUAAACUUAAUGUAUAAUAACUGAACUUAAUGAAUAAAUAGAACAAAAGUGAGUCAUAACUCAAACCACUGGUUUGAGAUACUUGUUUGUAAGUCUCCGCCUCCUGAGGAAGGAAGAUGUGGUCCUCACCUACUACUUUCAAACAAUAUGCAUGUCUCUGCAUAUUACAUGUGCCACCUUGUCUGUUGGUAGCUGAGUCUUCGUAUGUUUCCAGCCAAAGAGUUUUACUUUUAAGCCGAUGUCCUUUAAUUCAUUUACACUCGCUAGCAUCAUUCCUGUGGCAGCAGCGUAAGGACAAUGAGUACCAUAAGAAGUCCAGAGCAUCCUGCAGACGCUUGUCUACCCUCCUCUACAGGCGAGAGCUCGACAAGUGAAGAUGAACCUGGAAGUUUAAGCAGGCUUCUGCCACUCACCGGCUCAUCCGUACUGGCACGACGACUGUUCCACCUCCAGUCAUAUCGCAACCCACUUGUACCGAGUAGACGACGUAAACGCGAGAUGACCCCUGCUGAGAAAAAAGAUGCAUCUUAUUGGGUCAAGCGGAAGAAGAACAACGAGGCCGCCAAGCGUUCCCGUGAGAAGCGAAGACUCAACGACUUCGUGCUGGAGGGACAGCUUCUGGCGCUGAGCGAGGAGAACGCCCAACUCAGGGCCGAGGUGCUGAGUCUGCAGUAUCACAUGGGAAUCGGGCGAGGUCUAGACGUCAAUCAUCCCAUGAUUCCAUUCCACUAUCCUGUUGCAUCCCAUCUCAAGCCGUCCCUGUGGGGUUUGGCUAGCGGUGCUGCUGCUCUUUCGGCAGAUGGUCCAGAACUCUACCACUCUUGGCCACAGCGUAACUCAUCUCAAUUCAUCUCGCCCUUGAGGGUGCCUCCUAAGAGUGCCCAGCUACCAUCACAGGUUAGCUACUCAGACAACAAUGCUGACCCAGUUGAGUCGGACCCAGCAUCUCACCCACAGGUCUCUUCCAGCAACGACCCACCAACCCACCCACAACUGUUUCCAGCUGAGAGAACACCUGCACCCUCGCCGCCCCCUCCUCAGUUGCUGCCUGGGUUGAGCCACUCCGCCACCCAGCACAACAACCAGGUGUUACCUUGGGGCUCGUCCUCUUUGUAUCCAUCUCCCCUUCAUCCCAACUGGCCGUUGUCCUUACCUCUGUCGCUACGAGACCCAGACGGAUCUCGUAAUGGAGGAAGGUCCCUCUGGAACUUCAACAGCAGGUACAGCAUGCUGUCCGCUGAGAUAUCAGGACAGCUCAGAAGAAUAUUUUGCCCAGAGAACUCUUAAUCAGCAAUAGCGCUUCCUGAAGGGGCCGUUCACCCAAAAAUGUAUAUUCUGUCAACAUUUACUCAUCCUCAUAUCAUUCCAAACCUGUAUAGCUCUCUUUCAUCUGUAGGACAGAAAUUUUUGAAAAUGGUCUGUGUUCAAAUUGGCCAUUGACUUCCAUUGUAUUGAAAAAGUCCUUCAAAAUAUGUUCUUUUGUGUCCCGCAGAAGAAAGAAAGGCAUACAGGUUGAGAACAACAUGGGUGAGCUAUACCUUUAAGGCUAGCUGUGCUUAAUGUAGUGAUGCGCAGGCCAACUCCUUACGGACUGGCAAAUGAUAGAUAAAACAAACUUGAAAUGUUUAUUCUGCUAAUAUGUGGAUUCCAAUUAAAAGUAAUUAAUCCUCUUACCUUGCUUACUUGCUUUUUGCGAAUAAAUCUGAUUCAUGUUUGGGAAUCUACACACAGCCACAUCAUUGAUUGUUUGAUAGAAAUUCUUAUUAGUAUUCACCUUCACUCUUAAAAUGUUUUGGUGUGAAGUUUGGGGGACCACUCAGUUAUCAGUUCUUAAAAGAACCAUGAUUUUCUUAGUGUUCAGGACAUUUUAAUAAUCAAUAUAAAAAACCGUUCGUCGGAUGGAACGGUUCCUCGAUGCAAAGAACCUUUAUUUUUAAAAGUGUUGCUUGUGUGAAAUACUGGUUCCAGCUGAUUAUGACAUUGAAAACAACCUUUCACUGAAGCCGUUACGCAUUAGUGAUGUUUCACGUAAGGGAAAAACAAAAGAACGAGAACAAAUUAUGUGGCUGCUGAAACAAACAGUAACAGCAAAACUAAAAAUGGUUUCAUUUGCUGCCGAUCACUGAAUUCCAACUGCUUCAUAUUAAUUUGUAGAUGGAAUGUGCAAUGAGAUCAGUUAUGGUAGACAUUGUGUAGUUAUGUUUCUUACAUUUAUUCUCU